UCACAAGCAGCACAAGCACAAGAAGCACUUGUUCUUCAGCUCCUCAUCGCAGCAGUACCUGCUUCCUUGCUCGUGUUUGCGAGAAUGUCUUGCUGCGGCGGCAACUGCGGGUGCGGCAACGGGUGCGGCGGAUGCAAGAUGUUCCCUGAUGUGGAGGCCACUGCCACCACCACCACCACCACCAUGGUCAUUGCUGCUGCCGCCCAGAAGGGGAGUUCUGGCGGGUUCGAGGCCACGGCCGAGAACGGCGGCUGCGACUGCACCACCUGCAAGUGCGGCACCAGCUGCGGCUGCUCCUGCUGCAGCUGCAACUGAGGCGGCCCCGCGCCGCCGCGAGCACGAGGAGGAGACCCCCGCCGGUAGCCAGCGUAUUAGUAGUGUCUAAAUAAGAUCCUGUCAACUGCUGCAUCCUGUGUCAUCCUGUGUCGCCUGCCCUAUCAUCUCCUGGGGGUAUCUCAAUAUCUGAUGAUCGAUGAUGUCGUCGAUCGUGUACUCCUCGUGCCAGCUUUAAUAUAUGUAUCCGACCUUUAACUGAA
Messenger RNA from Phragmites australis (common reed), 536 nucleotides. Its product is annotated as metallothionein-like protein 2C. Gene Ontology annotation, molecular function: metal ion binding. NCBI's taxonomy places the organism in Eukaryota, Viridiplantae, Streptophyta, Magnoliopsida, Poales, Poaceae. The record is from RefSeq and is a predicted model, not a curated record. The coding region runs from base 85 to 315 and encodes 76 amino acids. The transcript is spliced from 3 exons.